AUGGCCGCCGUCCCCACUUCCUCCCACUGUACUAAUGAACCAGAUUAUCAGGAUACGAUCGCUGCCCUCUUCCUCCACUCGGAGUCUGCAGGAGAGAUCGGGAUCGGUGCCGCGGUACCGAGCUGUUGGUGGAGAGGCGUCGACCUCCGGCAGCGAUCUGACGACAGAAACUACAAACCGCUUCGUCCCAAAGACACGGCAACGCAAACACCGAGAAGCAGCUCCGCCGACCUUCAUCCACCGACUCGCCGUCAACACGCAGCCACAGAAACACAACCAGACGCCUGCAGCAGGUCGUCUUCCUCACCCAGACGCCUGCAGCAGCAGGUCGUCUUCCUCACCCAGACGCCUGCAGCAGCAGGUCGUCUUCCUCACCCAGACGCCUGCAGCAGGGCGUCUUCCUCACCCAGACGCCUGCAGCAGGGCGUCUUCCUCACCCAGACGCCUGCAGCAGGUCGUCUUCCUCACCCAGACGCCUGCAGCAGCAGGUCGUCUUCCUCACCCAGACGCCUGCAGCAGCAGGUCGUCUUCCUCACCCAGACGCCUGCAGCAGCAGGUCGUCUUCCUCACCCAGACGCCUGCAGCAGGUCGUCUUCCUCACCCAGACGCCUGCAGCAGGUCGUCUUCCUCACCCAGACGCCUGCAGCAGGGCGUCUUCCUCACCCAGACGCCUGCAGCAGCAGGUCGUCUUCCUCACCCAGACGCCUGCAGCAGGUCGUCUUCCUCACCCAGACGCCUGCAGCAGCAGGUCGUCUUCCUCACCCAGACGCCUGCAGCAGGUCGUCUUCCUCACCCAGACGCCUGCAGCAGGUCGUCUUCCUCACCCAGACGCCACGUUGAGGAUUAUUAUGAUUUAAUUAAAAGGUGCUCCA
Dicentrarchus labrax (European seabass) is the source of this 872-nucleotide messenger RNA. RefSeq lists its product as uncharacterized. Lineage: Eukaryota; Metazoa; Chordata; Actinopteri; Moronidae. The record is from RefSeq and is a predicted model, not a curated record. The coding region runs from base 1 to 840 and encodes 279 amino acids. The transcript has 6 exons.